Fulvia fulva is the source of this 1326-nucleotide messenger RNA. RefSeq lists its product as uncharacterized. The record is from RefSeq and is a predicted model, not a curated record. Bases 1 to 1326 code for a protein of 441 amino acids. Gene Ontology annotation, cellular component: cortical endoplasmic reticulum; perinuclear endoplasmic reticulum; endoplasmic reticulum membrane. The transcript has a single exon. Gene Ontology annotation, biological process: endoplasmic reticulum inheritance; septin ring assembly. NCBI's taxonomy places the organism in Eukaryota, Fungi, Ascomycota, Dothideomycetes, Mycosphaerellales, Mycosphaerellaceae.
AUGAUUCUCCGGUUCAUUGGAAGCACGCUGUUUCUCUUCUCCAUCGUCUUCACUAUCCCUCUCGCCUUCGACGUCGGCGGACGAACCUGUGGUCUUGCGUUCUCCCUCAGCCUUGCGUCCUACUACUUCUUCCUCUCCAUCCUACGAAUCGCAACGCCCGACGAGUCGAGAUGGCGGAAAGCUGCUGUGCGAACAAUCACGGGACUGCAGGCCUUUGUCAUUCCUACCCUCUUGAUCUGGAGCUUGAACAAGUUUAGUGUGGAUGGUGGAGACGAUGCGAGCUGGGUCUCGAGGGCCUUCUACAAUGCCACCAAGCCACUGCAACAUAGCCCGAGCUUAAGAGAUUGGGUCUUUGGCAAGGACGGGCUGCUAGAGAGCGCCUUCAUCGGAGGGUGGGACAAGCUGCUGAGAUACUCUACGCCCGUCUUCCAGCUCGCCGAAGGCUUCUGCAGCUUGCUGGUCAUACAAGCGUCUGGUCAGGUCACGAGGUACUUGGUGAACCAGAGCGACGCUGGUGAUAGCUGGAUGAUUGGCCUUCUCAUGGUCUCCAGCAGCAUCAUCGCCAGCUCAGUCUACUUCCUAUGGCGCAUCACCACAUUCCCAGGGCUGGACAGCCAGGAUGCUGUUCUCAUUGGCAUUGCGAUAGCAUGUGUCGUCUUCCUGGCGGCAUGGGGCAUCGGCAGUGGACGUGGUAAUGUGGUUGAGAGCAGCUUGCUGUUUGCCUACAUCACCCUCUGCAUCUACCAGAUCUUCACCGACUAUCAACCAAGUCGUCCACUACCAGAGGUCCCACUUACGCCAGACGUAGCAGAGUUCCCUCCGCUACCGCCGAUCCUCAUGGCUAGCUACACCACCGUCCUGCAGGCACUUUCUUCUCUACCCAGCGCCAUCCACUCGAUCUUCGGCUUCAUGGUCGCCGCAGUCUCGACUGUCACGCCUUCGGUCAUCAUAUCCUUGAUGUACCGUCUGAUGGUUCUCUACGCAGCAGCUCGCAUCAUUCCAGCAGUGCGAGAGUCAGGUGCACGAGCCUUGGCAGAAGAUCCGUCGUUCGAAGAGUCCUCUGAAGGUGUUCAGACCCUGAUGGGCGUGCUGAGCUACUUCAGCCCAAGCAUCUUGAUCGCUGUCUACACCAGUCUUCUCAUGCAGCACUUCUCGAGCGCCUCUGCAGACCAUCCAGGAGAAUGGUGGACAGCCCAAGGUGGAGAAGGAGGACCAAACUUCAGCAGAUGGGCCAACCUUGCAGGCGUCAUGGCUCUAUACGCUGUGGAACUGUACCUGGGCAAAGGUCAUGACGAUGGGUUGACUGGACACUGGAAGCUGGAUUGA